AUGGGAGUCUUCACCUGUAAUCAGAAGCAGUCCAGUCCAGUAACUGGCUUACUAUUCUGCAUCCAUCCGAACUACUACCACCAAGUGCUGGUCUUUAUGUUUGCCAUGAAUGAGAUCAACCAGAAUGUCCACCUACUACCCAACAAGACACUGUCUCCCAUCUUUGGUCACAAUUAUGAGAAUGAAAUGGGAGACUGUGGCGGAACUAUGUAUCUCCUUUUCCUGAAACAGGGAAGCCCUCUUAACUAUAUUUGUGGCAAGGCAUACAAGCUGAUGACCAUCGUUGGUGGGCUCACCUCUCAUAACUCCAAGCAGAUGCCCCACAUCUUGAAUACUUACAAGAUGCCACAGCUCAGUUAUGCUUCCUUUGACCCUGCAUUGAGUGACAAAGUACAGUUCCCUUCCGUCUAUCGGAUGAUCCCCAGUGAAAGUCCUCAGUAUGUUGGGAUUAUUCAGCUCCUUCAGCAUUUUGGGUGGACCUGGAUUGGCCUUGUUGUUUCUGAUGAUGACACUGGAGAAAUAUUAUUGAGGACUCUCAUUCCUCGGAUGCACCAGAGCAAUAUUUGUACUGCUUUUAAGGAGAUUAUUCCAACAGUGAAGAAUUUAUGGGAUAAAACGAUUGAAACUCAAAGGCUUUUGGAAGCAAUAAGUUCAGUUCUCUCAUCAACCAAAACUGAAGUGAUUCUUGCCCAUGGAGUUUCACGGUCUAUGGUGGGUUUGCAAAGGAUUCUGAUAUUACAAGAAAGGGAAAUGAAGCCAAUAGAGAGAGUUUGGAUCGUAACAGCUCAGUGGGAUUUUUCAUCUGUAUAUGAUAGAGGUGCAUUUGCACUAAAAUCAUUCAAUGGCACCUUGUCCUUCACACUACACACUCAUGAUAUGGGGGAGUAUGAAGAGUUCCUUCGGACUUUAAAUCCUAAUCGGUCUAGGCUUUAUCUCAUCCAUUGGUUCUGGUCCAAUGUAUUUAGGUGUUCAUUCCCCAAAUAUAAUUUUUAUCAGAUGGAAGGAGGUAUUUGUACUGGGGAAGAGGACUUGGGGAGCCUCUCUGAAAUAGUAUUUGAAAUGAGAAUGUCUGGUCAGAGCUACAGUAUCUACAAUGCAGUUUACUCUGUAGCACAUGCUCUCCAUGCCAUGUUUUCAUCAAGAUCUAAGCAGAAGGCAAUGGGAGAUGGAAGUGCAUCGAACCUUUUGAAUGUGUACCCAUGGCAGCUUCAUUCCUUCCUGAAAAACGUCCGAUUCAACAACACUGCUGGGGAAGAAAUAUAUUUUGAUAAAAAUGGAGAAUUGGCAGCUGGAUAUGAUAUCACCAACACAGUCACAUUCCCCAAUCGGUCCCUCCGUAGAGUCCGUGUUGGAAAGAUAGACCCACAAGCUCCUGAAGGGAAAAUGUUCUCCAUUAAUGGAAGUGCUAUUGUGUGGAAUCACAAGUAUAACCAGAGCCUACCCCAAGCCACAUGUGUUGAGAGUUGUCAACCUGGACACAGCAGGAUCUUGCAACAGGGGAAACAGAUUUGCUGUUAUGAUUGUCCUCAAUGUUCUGAAGGAAUGAUUUCAAACAAGACAGAUGCAGACCAUUGUAAGAAGUGCCCUGAGGAUCAGCAUCCAAACAAGAACCACGACCACUGCAUCUCUAAACAAAUUGUCUACCUAUCCUAUGGAGAGCCCUUGGGAAUAAUUCUGACUUCAUUUGCUCUGUUCCUUUCUCUGAUCACACUAGUGGUGAUGUGGAUCUUCGUUCAAAACCAGGAGACUCCCAUUGUCAAGGCCAACAACUGGAACAUCACCUGCACCCUCCUCAUUUCCCUAUUGCUUUGCUUUCUCUGCUCCUUCCUAUUCAUUGGAAAGCCUGGGAAGAUAACCUGCCUUCUCCGUCAAACAGUGUUUGGGAUUGUCUUUUCCCUGGCAGUUUCUUGCAUGUUGGCAAAAACCAUCACUGUGGUUCUGGCCUUCAUGGCCACCAAGCCAGGAAACAGGAUGAGGAAAUGGGUGGGGAAGAGGCUGGCAGUCUCAGCCAUCAUUCUCUGCUCCUUUAUUCAAACUGGCAUCUGUGCAGUGUGGUUGGCAACCUCUCCCCCCUUCCCAGAGUUUGACAUGCACUCCCAGAUUACUCAGAUCAUUGUUCAAUGCAAUGAAGGAUCAGCCCUCAUGUUUUACACUGUCCUGGGCUACAUGGGUCUUCUGGCCACCAUCUGCUUCACUGUAGCCUUCUUUGCUAGGAAGUUGCCUGAUACUUUCAAUGAAGCCAAGCUCAUCACCUUCAGCAUGUUAGUAUUCUGCAGCGUUUGGAUAUCUUUUGUCCCCACCUACCUGAGCACAAAGGGGAAAUAUAUGGUGGCUGUGGAGAUCUUCUCCAUUUUGGCCUCUAGCGCUGGGUUGCUGGGUUGCAUCUUCUUCCCCAAAUUUUAUAUUAUUGUUCUGAGACCUGAGCUGAACACCAGGGAUCAGCUCAUAAGGAAAAAGAAUGAUAACAUCUGA
Podarcis raffonei (Aeolian wall lizard) is the source of this 2472-nucleotide messenger RNA. Its product is annotated as vomeronasal type-2 receptor 26-like. Gene Ontology annotation, cellular component: membrane. NCBI's taxonomy places the organism in Eukaryota, Metazoa, Chordata, Lepidosauria, Squamata, Lacertidae. Gene Ontology annotation, molecular function: G protein-coupled receptor activity. The transcript is spliced from 6 exons. Bases 1 to 2472 code for a protein of 823 amino acids. Gene Ontology annotation, biological process: G protein-coupled receptor signaling pathway. The record is from RefSeq and is a predicted model, not a curated record.